Molecule: messenger RNA, 4023 nt
Organism: Symbiodinium sp. CCMP2592
Lineage: Eukaryota; Dinophyceae; Suessiales; Symbiodiniaceae
Source: the annotation of a GenBank genome assembly
AUGGGCACAGCAGCCAAAGAGCACUGGGCCCUAGAAGAGAAUCCAGAGGCGUGGCAAGUGAAGAGGCAGAGGCCGAGCGGUCCUGACAAGCCUCCUUUCACAAGGAUCACCGCGGGUGGUCUGCUCGCGGGGGAACCGCGUGUGACCAUCGCCUGGGAGGAUGGUGAUCCUGUUCGUCGCAACGUGGAGCCACUAGGUGUGAUGUGGGCGGCGAUGCCCAUACCAGCUCCAGAGGAGUGGGCGGAUGUCAUGCAGCUUGUGCAUGCACCCUGCAAGAACUCCAUCGACGCAACCAGUCUCUUCUCAGAGCCCUACUCCUGUCUGCGUCGAUAUGUGGAGGCCGCCUUGGGCUGUCAUCUUCCCAUGCCGACUACCGAUGCAUUGCCAUCUCAAAGCCCAAUGCUGCCCGGCAUCGUUGCUGUCGUUGGACCACCGGGGUCUGGCAAGUCAAGACUUUGUCAGAGGGUACUGGGUGACCUCGUGGCAGAAGGAGUUCUAGCUGUGCAGGUUGCUUGCAGCAAGCUUGGACCUGGGAGGAAGUUCAAGGCAGUGCAGGACUGGCUGCGAUCAAGUCUUUCCUUCGCGUGUUGGUACUCUCCUUGCGUGCUGUUAUUGGAUGAUUUCGGAGCAUUGUGCCCAGAUGUGGAGCCAGGAGCUCCGAAUCUUUCCGUGUCUGAGGAACGUUCACCACUCUUGGCAGAGAUGAUCUUGGACGUCUUGCCGCAGGUUCGCUCUUCUGGUGCUCGUGUGGCAUGCGUUGCUACAAUGCACGAUGAUGCAUCGGUGCAUCGGAUGCUCUGGACGUGGCCAGCCUUGGAGCACAAGGUCCUGAUUCGGCAGCCCCAGCUGAAGGAACGGCCCGAGAUCCUGCAGGCCCUCUGCCACCACAAGGACCGACGGGCCCGGCAGGUCCGAAGACAGAGCUUCUUGAUGCUCUGUGGCCACGUGCAGGUUGCAGAUGGAUGGGAGGUCGACGAGGCCUCGGUGUCACCCAGCCUUGCUUUCGGAAGGGGCAAUGGACGACUGGGCUGGACGUUUUCGACUGAGCUGGUGAGAAGGAAACUUCUCGUGGGCAUUGAUGGCUUCAGCGUUGCCGAUCUCGCCAGCGUGGUGGAGCGGGCUUGCGUCGAGGCCACGGUCGAUGCCAGUGCCGGGAGGCUUCGAGGAGGAGACUCACGCUUGCCCGAGUGGGGCGACCGCCAGCGCAUGUCCAUGCAGCAUCUCGCCAAAGCUUGCGAGGAUUUUGUGCCAGCUUCCAUGGCUGACCAGAGCUUCUUCACAUCGGACAUAGUCCUGAAGGACAUUGGAGGUCUGACCGAUGUGAAGCAGGAACUGAUGGACAUGCUUACCAUGCCCACGAGGUAUGCCGUUCUCCUUGACCGUGCCCCUGUUCGAACGAGAAAGGGCUUGAUGCUGGUGGGCCCUCCUGGUUGUGGCAAGACGAUGCUGAUUCAGGCAGCUGCUUCCGAAACCAAGGGCCUUCUGAGGUUCUUGUCAGUGAAAGGUCCCGAGCUUCUCUCCAAGUAUAUCGGGGAGUCAGAGGCCGGUGUACGGAAGGUGUUCGAACGGGCUGCAGCAGCAGCUCCUGCCGUGAUUUUCUUUGACGAAAUAGAGGCGUUGGCGCCAAAGCGGGGAGCUGACUCGACGGGGGUGACCGAUCGAGUUGUCAACCAGAUGCUAUGUUACUUGGAUGGGGUAGAAGACAGAGGUCGGGUCUUCGUUGUUGCUGCGACGGGACGACCGGACAUGGUUGAUCCGGCUCUUAUGCGACCCGGGCGCUUCGACAAGAUCUGCUACUGCGGUCUCCCGUCAGAUUCUGAAAGGCUCGCCAUAUGCGAAAUUCUCGCAAGGCGUAUCCCAACACUUCUGAAGCACGUUGUCGCACAUCGGCGGGUCAUGUCCCCAAAGAAGCGGAGGAGCUGGGCUGACCAAGGUCCCUCCUCGUCAUCGCAGAGCCGUGUGUCGACCGAUUCGCAGGUGUCGGCAGUUUCUGGCGCGUCGGCAUCCGGUGUUCAUGUGGAGACUGCCGAGGCUUGUCGGCAGAGUACCCUGUGGGCCCGUCGUUCGCGAUUGGGGAGUGCGGUAGUUGCGUCCCAUGAUGUGGAGAAGCAAGCCGUCACGCGGACGCCGAAUGCCGAAGAACGGCGAGCGCUGCGCCGCAAGUCUGGGCGUGUGGCCCAAGUUGCGAAGCGGCAGGCCCAGAUUCAGAAGGUCUGCGAUGAUUGCGGCCGGUCUCUGUUGGAGAUGCCAGCGCCACCGCCACCGGAUAUCAACUUGUCACGGCGUGAAUGGAACAUUCAGUUUGGGGCCUGGAAGCAGCGCCAGCGUCGACAUUCCCUCGGCAAGGGCUCAAGCAAAGGCCAGAAGGGCAAGCAUGGCAAGAAGGGCAAGAAAAGCAGAAAUGGACACCUGUACUCUGCACUGGAGACGGCAAAGGCACUCCUCUGCGGGCAUGACUGGGGCACUUUUUCCCAGCAAGACUUGACUCGAGGGCGCUGGAUUGUGGAUGCCACUGGCACUCGCGUGAAGCUCGCCUGCGUCAACUGGGCCGGUGCGGAAGUGAAGGACGGCAUCGUCGGUGGCUUACAUGCCCGAAAUGUGACGAGUAUUGCAGCCACCUUCAAGUCAAUGGGUUUCAAUUGCGUCCGCUUCCCGUGGUCUGUUUGGAUGGUUCAGACGAACCCACAAGUUCCAGACGACCUGCAAGAGUCUCUCCUGGCUGCGAAUCCGCAGUUGAUGGGAUUGAGAACGCUGGAGGUGCUAGAUGCCGUCAUUGAUGCUUGUGCUGCCGAAGAACUGCUCAUCUUUCUGGACAACCACGUGUCAGAUGGGACCUGGUGCUGCAGUGACUUUGAUGAGAACGGUCUGUGGUACAACAGCCGCUGGCCAACCAGCGACUGGCUCGAGGCACAUGUGAACCUCGCUGCCCGCUACGCGAGGCGGCCCUAUGUUGUUGGGACCGAGUUGCGGAACGAGGUCCGUGCGAGUGCCCCCGGUGGGGCACCGCAUUGGGGUGGUGGAGGACUCAACGACUGGCACGCUGCAGCCACCGAGGCUGGCAAUGCCAUACUGUCGGUAAAUCCAUCAUUGCUGAUUGCUGUCGGCGGGAUCAAUUAUGGCAAGGAUCUCUCUGGUGUUUACAGGCUGCCCGUGAAGCUCGACAAGCCCAACAAGCUUGUGUACACCUCCCACAGCUACUCAUGGUCCUACCCGUGGUUGGCCGAUAGCUACCAGGCCUUACACGGGCAGCUGGGCAAGGACUGGGGCUUCAUCGUUGAGGAACACAGGCCAUUUACUGCACCAGUCUGGGUCAGUGAAUUUGGCACUUUCAGCGACUGCCACAAGGACUCCUGCGCCAACUGGUGGCCGGACUUCCUGCAGUACUUGCUUCAGGGCGACUUCGAUUGGGCUGUUUGGCAUGGAGAUGGCACCUGGAGCCGGGAUGACCUACACCCUUUUCAUGGCCCGACGAACUAUGGCGUGCUGGCUGCCGACUGGCAAACCCCAGCAGCCAGCGGCGAACUGCUUGCUGCGCUCCAAACGGUUCAGGCUCCGUGGAGUGGACCAGGUGUGAACUCCUCGGCACAGCGUUGCAAUGCGCACUGCGCGGACUCCUGGGACUCAGGAUGGAGCAACGGGCGAGCGAACGCCGCCGCUUGCGCCCCGUGUCUUCGGAACAGGCCUUGCCGAGGCAACUUGUCGGUUGAGGAGUGGUGCAGCAACGGAUGGGCGAAGGUGAGCUGUAGCUGGACGUGCUGUCGUGCAGGGCUGCUGGAGCCACAGACGUGCGAAAAGUCUCACUGUCAAAGUCGCUAUUCAGACAACUAUGAUCCCUCGUGGCCAUCGCAUCUUGUGAACACCAGCGCCUGUUUGAUCUGCUUACAAGACGAGCAGUGCCGCGGAUUCAGAAGCCGAUCCAGCUGGUGCACAAGCCCUUGGGCGGCGACACACUGUCAGUUGACAUGCUGCACGGCCGGCUUCGUUUCUCCUUCGAAGAAGCCGGCUUCUCUCUUCCUGCAGUAG